AUGUUGCAAUUGGCAUCUAACCAGACUCAAAACUGUCCGUUUUGGGAUUACGACGACUUGUCCAUGUGCAGCAGGUCUAGGUACAUCAACCUUUAUCUCCCAUCGCUUCUCCUGCUCUCAUCGGUAUGCUACUUCUCUGUCCAUAUCUCAUUUGCGUACUACAAAUACAAUAUACUAAGAGUUAAGCAAACUGAUGUGUUCUCCCAAUUGUGUUUCGGUUCUGCUUCUGAAGAGAGCGAACCUUUGCUAAACAAUUCCACCGCAGAUUCUUCAAACCAUGGCUCAGUUGAUAAGAACUCAAAAGGAAGCAUAGAAGAAAGACAUUUCACCAUACAAAAUUUGGAUUUAUUAAAAUUGAAUGGUGACUCAGGAACUCAAUUGGAAUUAGUCAAACGUAACUACAUGGAGAAACUAAGAGUAAUUAUAGAGUUCAUCUUAGUUCUAUCACAAACGCUUAUUCAGUUUACAUCCUUGAAAUACAGUUACUACAAUGAAAUUUCAACAGAAUUAACUUUCACGGCAUCAAUGAUCCUUUCAAUGUUAUGGACUCUUCUAUUAGUUAAUGUAUGUCUUCGUUUAACAAACUUAGAACAAAAUAAACCAUAUAUUAUUUACUAUAUGGGUAAUUUAUGGACUAUCUCAUUCAUUUCCUAUUUUAUCCUUACAUUGUUCAAUUCAUUGAUAUUCCGAUCAGUGCUGCUAGGACACAUCGAAGACAACACAAUCAGUCAUUACUAUGUACUGACAUUCUCUAUUACUGCUCUUUUAACUUUGAUGCUGUUCUUCGCGCCAAUUAGAAACUCAUUACCAAUCGAUUAUAAAACUCACUCAUGGAUCACUGCGUCACCUGAAUCAACUGCAUCAUUAGCAAAGUUCAUUACUUGGGGCUGGUUGGAUAAAUUCUUAUUACAUGCAUACUUAACACCCAUCGAGGCUAAAGAUAUCAUGGGUUUGAUUUUGGAGGAUUAUUCCAUUUUUUCCAUUAAGCUAUUCAAAACCUAUGCCAAAACUUUCGAACACACUGACAGAAAAUUCUCAUAUAUUCUAAUGAAAUUUUUUAUAAAUUUUGUCUUGUUCCAAACAUUUUGGGCUACCAUUAGUGCAUUUGUGAGUUUUGUUCCAACUAUAUUACUACAGAGAAUUUUACUGUACGUCGAAGAUUCCUCUUCAGCUCCCGCAAAUUUAGCUUGGUUUUAUGUCUUCUGUAUGUUUCUAGCAAGAGCAACUGUCGCUGUUUCUGACGGUUUAGCUUUAUUUUUUGGCAGGAGAAUUUGUAUUAGAAUGAGAAGUAUUAUUAUUUCUGAAAUUUAUUCAAAGGCAUUAAGAAGACAAGUUUCUAAUAGUUCCGACGCUGAAAAGUCAAAAGAUGACUUUGAAAUUGACCCACAGGAAGAAAAUGAUAAGAAAAAUGUAAAUGGUGACGAAAAAUCAAAAACAGCAAAUUUAGGUGCCAUUAUCAACCUAAUGGCAGUAGAUACAUUUAAAAUUGCAGAUAUCGGUGCAUACAUGCAUUUUUUUGCCGGUUCAUUUAUUAUGACUAUAAUUGCCCUAGUUUUAUUAUAUAAACUUUUAGGCGUUGCUGCUAUAGUCGGUACAAUUUUAUUGUUGUGCAUGAUACCAGUUAGUUUCAAGUUGGCAACUUUACUUGGUGAAUAUCAAAAGAAAACUUUAGCAGUUACAGAUCAACGUAUCCAAAAAUUAAAUGAAGUCCUUCAAGCUAUUCGUAUUAUCAAAUUCUUUUCUUGGGAAGGCAAUUUUGAAGAGGAAAUAUUAACUAUCAGAGAAAAAGAAUUGAAAAUCCUAUUAAUUAGAUCUGCAGUUUGGGCAUUAGGUGGAUUUGUUUGGUAUUUAACGCCAACAAUUGUUACGGCUGGUUCUUUUGCUUACUACAUUUUUAUUCAAGGUGAGCAAUUAACAACCCCAGUGGCAUUCACUGCUCUUUCAUUAUUCUCUUUAUUGAGAGGUCCACUUGAUCAAAUAUCUGACAUGGCGAGCUUUGUUAUCCAAUCCAAGGUUUCAUUAGAUAGAAUUCAAAAAUUCUUGGAUGAAGAUGAUACGAAAAAGUACGAACAAUUAUCUCUUGGUAACAAAAUAUCAUUAGAAAAUGUUACCGUCAGUUGGAAUAAACAAAAACAAGAUUUCAAACUAAGAAACUUGAAUAUUGAUUUUAAAGUUGGUAAAUUAAAUGUCGUUAUUGGUCCAACCGGUUCUGGUAAGACUUCCCUAUUAAUGGCAUUGUUAGGUGAAAUGCAUUUGUUAGAGGGUAAAAUUACUGUUCCUUCUUUAGAUCCAAGAUGUGAGAUGACUUUUGAUUCUGAUGGAUUAUCAAAUUCUAUGGCAUAUUGUUCACAAGCAGCAUGGUUACUAAAUGAUACUGUUAAAAAUAAUAUAUUGUUUAAUGCAGAAUAUAAUGAAGAAAGAUACCUUGCAGUUAUUAGUGCUUGUGCAUUAAAACGUGAUUUUGAAAUAUUGGCUGCAGGUGAUUUGACUGAAAUUGGCGAAAGAGGUAUAACCCUUUCCGGUGGUCAAAAACAAAGAAUUUCACUAGCAAGAGCAUUGUAUUCCUCUUCAAAACAUAUACUUUUAGAUGACUGCUUGAGUGCUGUUGAUUCACAUACUGCUGCUUGGAUUUAUGAUAAUUGUAUUAUAGGCCCGCUAAUGGAAAACAGAACGUGUAUUCUUGUUUCUCAUAAUGUGGCUUUAACUUUAAAGAAUGCAGAACAAGUCAUCAUGAUAGACAAUGGUAAAAUUUCUCAUAUUGGAGACCCUCUUACAUUAUUAAAUAAUGGUGUUUUAGGCGAAGAUGAAAUGGUAAAAUCGAGUAUCCUUUCUAGGCACAAUUCCUCAACAAAUCUUGCAAGCAAAAGCGCAACGAACAUCAGUGAAUUAGCAGCAAUGACAAGAUCAUCAAAAAUAUUAACUGAUAAAUUGUUAUCUGAGUCAGAAAGAGCAAAAACUGGUAAGCUAAUUAAAGACGAGGCCAAAGCUGAGGGUCAUGUUGAUUUCGCUGUUUAUAGAUGGUUUUUGGAUAUUUUUGGCGGUGUUCCAAUGUUAGUUUUUCUGUUAUCAAUAUUUUUGCUAGCUCAAUUCAUCUACGUUACACAGUCCUGGUGGGUUCGAUAUUGGGUUACUAUUCAAAGUUCCGAUGUAGUCUCAACUAUCUUUUCUAAAUCUUCUUUAAUGGCAAGCAGUGUUAAAAUCAUCAACCCAUUCAAUAUUUUAUUGAACUCCUGUGAUUCAAAAUCAGCAUCUGAAUAUGUUACCCAAAAGGUUAAUAACCACACAACCAAAUAUUACUUGAUAAUUUAUUUUGCAAUUGGUUUAGCGCAUUCAAUCCUUGGUUCUAUUAAAACUAUGUUAAGUUUUUAUGUUGGUAUCAAUGCCUCUAGGAAAAUAUUCAAAUUAUUAUUAUCAAAAGUGUUGCAUUCAAAAUUGAGAUUUUUUGAUAGCACACCAAUAGGUAGAAUUAUGAACAGAUUUUCAAAAGAUAUUGAAGCGAUUGAUCAAGAACUUACACCCUAUGUUGAAAGUGUUGUUUACAAUUCAGUUCAAUUAAUUGCUACAGUUCUAUUGAUAACUUACAUCACAAAUGGGUUUAUCGUAGUUGCAUUGUUGGUUAUACUAUUGUACUAUUUUGUCGGCGUCUAUUACUUAAGUGGUUCUCGUGAAUUAAAAAGGUUUGAAUCCACAACCAAAUCUCCUAUUUAUCAACACUUUUCAGAAACGCUGGUAGGCGUUACAACAAUCCGUGCUUAUGGUGAUGAAAUAAGAUUCAUGAAAGAAAAUUUAACAAAAAUCGAUGAAAAUAAUAAACCAUUCUUUUAUUUGUGGGUUGCAAAUCGUUGGCUGUGCUUCAGAAUAGAUAUAAUCGGUUCUCUAGUCAUAUUUGGUGCAGGUGUUUUAGUUUUAAUGAAUAUUAAUAAAAUUGAUUCUGGAUUGGCUGGUAUUUCCCUAACCUAUGCUAUCACUUUUACCGAAUCUGCUCUAUGGCUUGUAAGAUCAUAUUCAAAUGUGGAAAUUAACAUGAAUUCUGUUGAAAGAGUGAAGGAAUAUAUGGAUAUCGAACAAGAGCCUUAUUCUGCGGGUAUCGUAAAUGUUGACAAGUCAUGGCCUUCAGAAGGUAAGAUUGAAGUCAAUGAUUUAUCAUUAAGAUAUGCUCCUUCUCUACCGAAGGUUAUUAAAAAUGUUUCCUUUACUGUUGAACCAAAAAUGAAAGUUGGUGUGGUUGGUAGAACCGGUGCUGGUAAAUCAACCAUUAUAACUGCCUUGUUUAGAUUUUUAGACCCAGAAACUGGCUAUAUCAAAAUUGAUAAUAUCGAUAUCACAACAAUAGAUUUAAAGAAGUUACGUAAAUCUAUCACAAUUAUUCCUCAAGACCCAACUCUGUUCACUGGUACUAUUAAAUCGAAUUUAGACCCAUACAAUGAAUAUAAUGAUGAUCAAAUCUUUAAAGCCCUAAGAAGGGUGAAUCUAAUCGUAGACGGAAAUUUGAAUUCUGACGUAACUUCUGUUUCAUCAGAGAAUGUUAAUAAGUUUUUAAAUUUACAGAGUGAGAUUAGCGAAGGGGGUUCUAAUUUAUCACAAGGGCAACGUCAAUUGAUGUGUCUAGCUCGUUCUUUACUACGUGCUCCAAAUAUUAUGUUAUUAGAUGAAGCAACUGCCUCUAUUGACUAUGCCUCAGAUGCAAAAAUUCAGGGAACUAUUAGAAAUGAAUUCAAAGACAGUACUAUAUUAACAAUUGCUCAUAGAUUAAGAUCAGUUAUUGAUUAUGAUAAGAUUUUAGUUAUGGAUGCUGGUGAAGUUAAAGAGUACGACCAUCCUUAUUCACUUUUGUUAAAUAAAAAUAGCAUAUUUUACAGUAUGUGUGAGCAAAGUGGAGAACUAGAUACAUUAAUUGAUUUAUCAAAGGAAGCUUUUGUUAAUAAGCUGAACUCUAAGUAA
This is a messenger RNA of Tetrapisispora phaffii CBS 4417, 4941 nucleotides long. It is a transcript of the gene YBT1, whose product is annotated as bile acid-transporting ATPase YBT1. The coding region runs from base 1 to 4941 and encodes 1646 amino acids. Gene Ontology annotation, molecular function: ATP hydrolysis activity; ATP binding; ABC-type peptide transporter activity. Lineage: Eukaryota; Fungi; Ascomycota; Saccharomycetes; Saccharomycetales; Saccharomycetaceae. The transcript has a single exon. Gene Ontology annotation, cellular component: fungal-type vacuole membrane; fungal-type vacuole. The record is from RefSeq and is a predicted model, not a curated record. Gene Ontology annotation, biological process: transmembrane transport.